AUGCGGUACGACAACUUCCCCGACCACAGCGCUGCCUUGCCUGAGGUCACAUCAACGUGGUCAUAUCACAGAAGGUCGUCGCGUCGGGGAGCUGAAGAAAUUAACGACGAGUCUGCUGUUAGUUCAGAAGGAGAGAAGGAAUUUCUGAAGGUGAAAAAGCGGAAACAUAAGAAAAUAAGAGCCACGUCCCAGGAGAAUCAUCACUGGUGGUAUGCCUUUGCCGUUGUGACUCUCCUGGCCGUAGCGACUCGUCAGGUCGGGCUAGAUCUACCUGCAGGAACAGUCUGGGAUGAAGUACAUUUUGGAACUUUCGCCAAUCACUACAUCAAUAGAACAUUCUACCACGAUGUCCACCCGCCGUUAGGAAAGAUGAUGGUCGCGGGCGCAGCGUGGCUGACCGGAUACCAGGCCACUUUUGAGUUCGCAGUUGGCAAGGACUACACGCCAGAUAUCAACUUUGUGGGGAUGAGAGGGGUGAGUUUGUGA
This is a messenger RNA of Penaeus indicus, 486 nucleotides long. RefSeq names its product protein O-mannosyl-transferase 2-like. Gene Ontology annotation, molecular function: dolichyl-phosphate-mannose-protein mannosyltransferase activity. The transcript is spliced from 5 exons. Bases 1 to 486 code for a protein of 161 amino acids. Gene Ontology annotation, biological process: protein O-linked glycosylation via mannose. The record is from RefSeq and is a predicted model, not a curated record. Lineage: Eukaryota; Metazoa; Arthropoda; Malacostraca; Decapoda; Penaeidae. Gene Ontology annotation, cellular component: membrane; endoplasmic reticulum.